Liolophura sinensis is the source of this 1008-nucleotide messenger RNA. RefSeq lists its product as uncharacterized. Bases 1 to 1008 code for a protein of 335 amino acids. The record is from RefSeq and is a predicted model, not a curated record. Gene Ontology annotation, molecular function: metal ion binding. NCBI's taxonomy places the organism in Eukaryota, Metazoa, Mollusca, Polyplacophora, Chitonida, Chitonidae. The transcript has a single exon.
AUGAAAGAUGAAUCGACAGGGGAGGUGGAAACUAGCAGCAGCGGAAAGAAAAGUGGGAUUUCUGAAUUGGCAAUGUCAACAGCGCAGCCAAGGGGAGAUAACCUUGUGGAGACCAACAUGGAAAGAGAGCCGGAUCCGUUCGAAUACUUCCAGGCGUUACCAAAGAAAACGUUUUCAACAGGGAAUUACAUUGUUUCCAAGAGAAAACAGAAACUGGAAAAGCGAAAGCUACGUAAAGUCAAUGCAAGUGACAAAAGAAAAUGGAGGCAGGUCCCUGUGGAAGAAAUCGGCAUAAAUCCCAGCUUGUUCCCGUGGUGUCAGUUUAAACCCAGUGAAAAAGACCGGAAGGUUAAUUCUGAAGCGAUCAGUUAUGAAGUAAAUGAGGAAUUUAUGCAUGUGGAGAAUAUAAUUUCCAAUGCGAAGGAUCUGGAAUGUUUUCUUGCCAUCGGUGUUAAAGACAUUAGAGCCGAUCGGCAUCGAAAAAUUAAAAGGGCGCAUAAACAAAUGAAGGACAAAUACUGCAACAACGUGCAAAAUAACAAUGGGAAAAAGCUGUUCGUAAAUCAUAGAGUGUACAAACGGAUGGAGCUGAAACCACAGACAAUCCACUUUUUACCCAAACAAAAGGUAGGUGGAAGAUCAGACCUCGAGGAAAAGAGAAUUAUAAUCCAGAAAGAGAAAGGGAAAAGGAAUCCAAACAUUAAGGGGGAGGGGGCGUUUGAAGAUGCAAAACCUGCCCCGCCUGUGGCCUCUGAAUCCCGCCACGCCCUUCACAGUCAAAAUGCCCCAUCGACCUUCGCCGAAGAUCAAGCUCUGGUCAACUUGUUAAUCUCUCUGCAGCACCGAGAUUUAAGCCCCGAGGAUUAUGACCUGCUGUUGAAACUUGACGAACUUUUCUGGGUACGAAAGUUCCUCCCCUGUCAACACGAGUUCCACACCGGCUGUAUAGACAUGUGGUUAGAAAACCCCUCUUUGAAUUGUCCUCUGCACGGAUUACCUGUCACGUGA